AUGUUUCUGCACUUAAGUGUUGCUUUUGAUUAUGCUGAUGAUUAUGAUGGUGAUGAUGAUGAUAGUCAUGACGAUGAUUUUGAUGGUGAUGAUGAGGGUGAUGAUGACGAUGAUGAUGAUGAUUAUGAUGGCGAUGAUGAUGAUGAUGAUUGGCAUGAUGAUGAUUAUGAUGAUGAUGAUGAUUAUGACGGUGAUGAUGAUGAUUGUCAUAAUGAUGGUGAUGAUGAUGAUUGUCAUAAUAAUGAUGAUGAUGAUGAUGAUGGUGGUGAUGAUGAUUGUCAUAAUGAUGAUGGUGGUGAUGAUGAUGAUUGUCAUAAUGAUGAUGAUGGUGAUGAUGAUUAUGAUGGUGAUGAUGAUGAUUAUGAUGGUGAUGAUGACCGUCAUGAUGAUGAUUAUGAUGGUGAUGAUGAUGAUGAUGGUGAUUGUCAUAAUGAUGGUGAUGAUGAUGAUUGUCAUAAUAAUGAUGAUGGUGAUGAUGAUUGUCAUAAUGAUGAUGAUGGUGAUGAUGAUGGUGAUGAUGAUGAUUAUGAUGGUGAUGAUGACCGUCAUGAUGAUGAUUAUGAUGGUGAUGAUGAUGAUGAUGGUGAUUGUCAUAAUGAUGGUGAUGAUGAUGAUGAUGAUUGUCAUAAUAAUGAUGAUGGUGAUGAUGAUGAUUGUCAUAAUAAUGAUGAUGGUGAUGAUGAUUGUCAUAAUGAUGAUGGU
Molecule: messenger RNA, 702 nt
Organism: Salmo salar (Atlantic salmon)
Lineage: Eukaryota; Metazoa; Chordata; Actinopteri; Salmoniformes; Salmonidae
Source: RefSeq, a predicted model, not a curated record